Molecule: messenger RNA, 1945 nt
Organism: Camellia sinensis
Lineage: Eukaryota; Viridiplantae; Streptophyta; Magnoliopsida; Ericales; Theaceae
Source: RefSeq, a predicted model, not a curated record
ACAUGAGAUUCAACUUCGUUGGGAUUAGAACCAACUGUAACCCCACUUCGCUGACUACACCUAGGCUCACCAAAAAUGGCGGGAAAAUGUUGACCCUCAGUUCUUUUGUACUCGGAACCCUAUGAAAGACCCUAGAAUUUCCCAUCAACAUCUGAUGAAUCGCUCAUGCUUAUAGUCUCCAAUCUCCGUGCAUUCCACCGUAGCUCCGUCCUUUCAACCCUAUUCGUCGUCCCGAAAAACCCUAGGUUCAUAAUCCGAUUGGAGUUUUCUUCAAUGGCAUCAUCGAAGGUCGUAGCGGAGUAUGCGAAGUCGGGUCGUUCUUCAUGCAAGAAAUGCUCGAAGAAGAUCGACGCGAAUGCUUUGAGGUUGGGUUCAGUGAGCAGAGACGAGCGAGGGUUCGACAUGACCAAAUGGCACCACUUGAACUGCUUUCCCAUGAAAUCGGAGUCGAUUGCCUCACCAGAGGCGAUCAAAGGGUUCUCUUCGCUGAAGAGUGGUGAUCAGGAAAAUUUGAAGAAAUUGCUUGAUGAAAGUGCUCUCUCUACAGAAAAGGUUGCCAUGGGAGAUGAAGAUGCUAUUGAAGGAAGCAAAGAGAGAAUUUCUAAGCAACCGAGGGUGAAGAAAUCGGUUCAUAAAACAGAUGAAGGUGAAAAUGAUGACCUGGAAGAUAAGAGUUCAAAGAAAACAAAGUUGUCUACACCUACUGAAGUAGCUGAGCCAAACAUAUCCUUUUCAAUUUCUGAUACCAAGGAUAAGUAUAAGGAUGCGACAUUAUUACCAAAGUGGAAGGCAUUUCAGACAGUCAUAUUUCUUGAACGGGACGAUGGCCUUCGUGAUUCAGAAAAAAUUGCUGCAUUUGAUUUUGAUGGGUGUCUUGUGAAUACGUCUGUGAAAAGAGUUGGUCCAGAUGCUUGGUCUCUUAUGUAUCCUUCAAUACCAGAGAAGCUGCAGGGCCUGUAUACUGAAGGCUACAAGCUGGUGAUCUUCACUAAUGAAUCUAACAUUGAUCGCUGGAAGAAUAAGAGACAGGUAGCUGUGGACUCAAAAAUUGGACGCCUCAACAAUUUUAUCAAGCAUGUGACUGUCCCAAUUCAGGUUUUCAUAGCUUGUGGAAUAGGUAAAUCUGAUGGCAAAGCAGAGGAUCCCUUCCGCAAACCAAAGCCUGGGAUGUGGCAUCUUAUGGAGCAGCACUUCAACUCUGGCAUUUCAAUUGAUAUGGAUCAAUCAUUUUAUGUUGGUGAUGCGGCUGGGAGAAAAGAUGACCAUAGUGAUGCUGACAUCAAAUUUGCACAGGCUGUUGGGUUGAAGUUUUAUGUUCCUGAGGAAUACUUCGAUGUGAAUCUUCAUGUCAAUCAGAAACUAAGGAAAUUUUGCAAAGUGCUCACUGGAAAUCACCCAUGUCAGGUUUUCAUAGCUUGUGGAAUAGGUAAAUCUGAUGGCAAAGCAGAGGAUCCCUUCCGCAAACCAAAGCCUGGGAUGUGGCAUCUUAUGGAGCAGCACUUCAACUCUGGCAUUUCAAUUGAUAUGGAUCAAUCAUUUUAUGUUGGUGAUGCGGCUGGGAGAAAAGAUGACCAUAGUGAUGCUGACAUCAAAUUUGCACAGGCUGUUGGGUUGAAGUUUUAUGUUCCUGAGGAAUACUUCGAUGUGAAGUGAGCAUCUGGUUCUUGGAUUCUGAUUCAUGAAAUUCCAGUCAAAUCUUUUUGGCAAUCAUACUAUGCUGAUUGUAAGGACAUGUUUCAGCAUACGGUGGUGAUUUUGGGAAGUCAUUGUAAAUACUACUUUCUCUGAAAAUUUGUGAAUUGUUUUAAGCUCACUCUCACUCUCACACACAGGUGUGCAUGAGUUCUCAUGGAUGAACUGUAACUAGCCCACUAGGAAGUUUUGCACGCGUUGCUUUUGAUAUGCCAUCGUUCUAAUCAUUAAGAAUCCUUUUGUUUAACCUAAA